Lingula anatina is the source of this 2489-nucleotide messenger RNA. RefSeq lists its product as uncharacterized. Gene Ontology annotation, biological process: immune response. The record is from RefSeq and is a predicted model, not a curated record. Gene Ontology annotation, molecular function: tumor necrosis factor receptor binding; receptor ligand activity. Gene Ontology annotation, cellular component: membrane. NCBI's taxonomy places the organism in Eukaryota, Metazoa, Brachiopoda, Lingulata, Lingulida, Lingulidae.
CAGCUUUGUAAAAUGGCACUCAUAACCAUUAUACAUCCCCACCUGUGGUAGCCGCAGUCGUUAAUCUCACAUAAAACACACGGGGGAUUCCCCCUUCAUCCCAUUCAACCUGGAAUUUCACUUUACCGCCAUGACUGCGGAAGAGGGGCUCCACAGCCAUGUUAGCGCGGGAAAACACCGCGGAUCGGUGCAGGCCACGCACGAUGAGAACUGCGCGACGUGCGGCCGCUGCAUUCGCGAGCACAGGGAAUGGGUGCCCGCUGUUGUCGUGGCUGUUUUACUACUGGUAGCUCUGGCCCUCUGUGGCAUCUGGGUCACGGUACAGCUGAACGCUUUGAAAGACGGCCUAGAACAGUGCGAGAGACAUGUCGCGCACCUGGCAAAAGGCCAGCGGGGAGGACUCUGGUAUUCUGAAGAGCCCCCAGCUGAACAUGGGCGGACUCUACCACCACCAUCACCAUCAACAGAAAGCAAUCACAUGGAGAAUCACUCCGACUACAUGAAGUCACAAAAUAACGGGGAAGACGAGUUUGACGAGGUUGCUGAAACAAAAGACACAGCAGUGACAGACAUUUUCAACCUCCAAGUGUCACAAGAAUCCCACCUAAAGCUACGACCAAGACGCAGCUCUGAGCAGCAAGGAAACGACCGGAAAGGACGCCGGGAAAGACAAAAGUCCAAGGCAAAAGCAUCUACCGCAGCGCCAACCAAACGCAAGAAAAAAUGCCCGCGCAGGUGUAGACACUGCUGUAUCAAAGGUGAUAAGGGUGAUAAAGGCGACCCGGGACCAAGUGGUCAGAUGUCGCUGGCGGCGGCACUAUACCGGGGAAAUAUAGGUACAUUUGAUCCAGAAAGUAUACCAGAGAGCAGGAGAGAUUGCGACGAAUUUGAUAAGGUGAAAAGAACCUUUAGAAGUUGUGAUGGUAAACUUAUGUACUGGGAGAAGGUACCUUGGAUGAAUGACCCAGAUCAUGCGAGAGUUUACGAGAACAAGUUUCAGAAGACCUGGGACGGGCAGGUUCGAGUGACUGAAGGGGGUCUGUACUAUUUAUAUGGUCAGAUAACGUUCUACAACGCCUCUCCGUUUAACACAGCUGGCAUAGAUGUUAACGGUCAUACUGUCGUUAGGUGCACCAACAGCGUUCCAAUCACUAACCCAGGCAGCGCUUCCAGCACCUACCAAACUUGCUCUAUGAGGACGGUUUGGAACCUCGAGGAGAACGCCGAAGUACAGAUGGUUGUGAAACAGCCAAAUCGAGCUCUCGACAUGCGCCCGGAUACGACGUUCUUUGGGUUGGUGAAAUUGAAUGACGUCACGGAGAUGAUGAUGACGUCACCAACUUCACCACAGUGAGGACAGGUCUUGAUUAGUCACACAUAUGAUGUGCUUGAGUCCUUUGAUGUCAAGGACCAAUUUGUUACAGACAUUCUAUUUCAUUGAUCUGGAGUGGUGUGGUCUCAUUACAAUGACGUUUUAUCAAAGGUUACUUAAAAAGAAAUGCAUGAAACCAGCCGAUGUGCUGAUCAAGGUGCCGCCUCAUCCUACAGUCAAUAAGCGAGCAAUACAACUAUGUCAGAGGUGUAGGCUACAUUUAAGUAAGGUCCUAGCGCGUUUAUCCUUUUCCGGUUUGAUUGGCCGAGCUCUGUAGCAGGCGGUGAGGUGCGCAAACCAUUCACUAUGGCAGAGAAAUGGAGGAAAUAGUGUUUUUAACUUCUAAUUUCAUCCUUUUAAAUGGCUUAAAAGAUAAUAUUUUAGAAGGCAUGUUAGGUAUAAGUACAGAGAAUGCGGUCCGUCAUAACUAAGUAGGUUGUCGUUGGCUGUGCCAUAAUAUAAGCCUAUUUCAAAGCACCAUUUUCUGUAAGGUUGGCUUAUUUGUCAACACCAGUGCUUGCUACGAUGAGGUUCGAAAAUGAAGUGUGGCAGACGAUACAAGGCGUGACAGAUGUCUUGAGAAGUUGUUACCAAAUUCUUACUGUUUUCAGAGGACUGCAAUAUGAAGGCCGCACCGAAAGACUGCAAUAAAACCCACAACACACUGCAAAAAUAAUGGAAUUUUAUAAACGUAAAUGUAUUUCCCGUAGGCAAUCUAUCAAAUCAAAGGGAUUUAAGAUGUGUUGAGUUUAUUAAUUCUAUUGACAUUAUUAUGUGGAGUGUAUAUAACAAUCAUCCUUAUUCAUAUAAUGAAUAUUCAUAUAUUAUAAUUGGAUUUGCAACAAUUUACAUCUGACAUGUUAUCAGCUUUUCGUUUUUAUUUGUUUAUCUUUUCAUUAUUCAUUUGCAUUUGAUAUCUCUGAUAUAUCUCUCAUUCUCAGUAUCAUAUUUUUUCUGUCCCUAAUAUAACUGUACAUAUACGAUAUCUCUUUUUGUGUAUCAUAAUUAGAUUUAUUUGUAAAUAUCGCUUUUAUUUAAUUAUGAAAAUAAAUUUCCUGUAGUUUCUUUGAAUUAUUGUAACAUAGGGUGACGUAUAAACAUGCAUACGGUAUAAAUG